CGGUAUAAGAUGACUUGUACGAUUAGGUGCAAGUUCGCAAAAUGAUAGUUGGAACAGGGGUAGGCCGAAACUCGUUUCAAAUUCACACAGCAGCAUCGUCAUCUUCACUGUUAAUACCGAGAUAUGAAACCCGCUUCGUAUCAAAAUCAAGAAUAAACGGAAAUUUCUCAUAGCUAAGACGAGAUUGACAAAAUGGAUUUUCAUUUAUCUACUUAACCCACCAUAGCAAGUGAUCAGAGAUUUGGAGCAAAGUGAUCUCGAGUGCCAAGCAAAGUCCACUCCACACAAACCCCACAAAUAUAUCAUUAAUUAGAGAGUCAGAAACGAAGAGACACAAAACAUCGAUCCCAUUAAACUAUUCCUUCCCCACAACCACAACGAACGUGCACUUCCCUCAUUUCCCUCCCUCUUCACUCUCCCCCACAAAUCUACACUCUCCUUCCUCUCUAACCUCACUCACUCACCAAAAAAGAAGUAAGCAAAAAAAAAAAAUGUCGUCCUCCGGCCACCACCACCUCUCCAAAACCGACUCCGAGGUCAGCAGCCUGACCCCAUCCUCCCCCGGGAGAUCGUCCCCGCCGCGGAGCACCGCCUACUACGUGCAGAGCCCGUCGCGCGACUCCCACGACGACGAUGGCACCACGACGGGCAAGAACACAACGAACUCGUUCCAUUCCACUCCGGUAAUCAUCAGCCCGAUGGGCUCCCCACCGCACUCCCAGCACUCCAACUCCUCCCUGGGCCCGCACUCACGGGAAUCCUCCUCCACCCGCUUCUCCGGCUCCCACCACCGCAACAACAACAAGAACGACAACAACCACCACCGUCGCGACGGUGAUGAGGACGGCCGGAAGGGCCGCCGCCGCGGUGGAGGAGGGAACAAUAAGCCGUGGAAGGGGUUUGAUGCGAUUGAGGAGGAAGGGCUGCUUUUCGACGGCGACGGGUCGGCUCACGGGCUGAGUGCUCGCCGGUGCUAUUUCCUCGCGUUCGUUGUUGGGUUCGCGCUGCUUUUCACGGUGUUCUCGUUGAUUCUUUGGGGGGCGAGCAAGCCGCAGAAGCCCACCGUCGCCAUGAAGAGCAUAACGUUCGACCAGUUCAUAGUACAAGCCGGCGCGGAUUUCUCAGGCGUAGCGACGGAGAUGGUGUCCAUCAACUGCUCCGUCAAGCUCACUUUCCGCAACACCGCCACCUUCUUCGGCGUCCACGUCACUCCCACUCCCCUGGAUUUGUCCUACUCUCAGCUAACCAUCGCCACCGGAACCGUUAAGGAGUUCUAUCAAUCGAGGAAGAGCCAGAGAACGUUGACGGCGACGGCGAGAGGGAACAAGAUCCCGCUGUACGGCGGGGGAGCCGAGCUGGGCAGCUUCUUGAAGGGCGCGCCGGUUCAGCCCGUGCCGCUGGCGCUCAGCUUGAUGGUCCGGUCGAGAGCGAACGUGUUGGGCCGGCUGGUUAGGCCCAAGUUCUACAAGAGGAUCCGUUGCGUUGUGGUGAUGGACCCUCGCAAGAUGAACUUGGCGAUUCCCCUGAAGAACAAAUGCACCUACCAGUGAAUCUGAUCUAUUAUUGCCUCUUGUCUGCUGUCAGACGUUGGUAGUUGGUCUUUUGGGCCCAUCAUGAGCCCAAAAAAUGGCAUGCCCUUGACCUUGAGUAAGGUGUUAGAUACCAUCGUUGUAAUUUUGCUAUUUACAUAUAUAGAUGAGAUAUUUUCAUUAAUAAAAUGUCAAUGUCUGC
Molecule: messenger RNA, 1731 nt
Organism: Linum trigynum
Lineage: Eukaryota; Viridiplantae; Streptophyta; Magnoliopsida; Malpighiales; Linaceae
Source: the annotation of a GenBank genome assembly